Messenger RNA from Pezoporus flaviventris, 2206 nucleotides. It is a transcript of the gene HDHD2, whose product is annotated as haloacid dehalogenase like hydrolase domain containing 2. The record is from RefSeq and is a predicted model, not a curated record. Gene Ontology annotation, biological process: dephosphorylation. Gene Ontology annotation, molecular function: phosphatase activity. Lineage: Eukaryota; Metazoa; Chordata; Aves; Psittaciformes; Psittacidae. The transcript has 7 exons. Bases 141 to 920 code for a protein of 259 amino acids.
UGCUCUUUUCUUCCCCAGUGCCUUUACACUCCGAAUGCUGGGUUCACCUUGGGGCUGAGUCUCAUGGACCUGUUUGUGUGACAUAGAAGCCUGCUGUAGAAAAACUGCUUGACUGUCCCCUUUACAAGAGGAGAGGGAGGAUGGCAGCUCGGCGUGCGCUGAAAGCUGUCUUGGUGGAUCUCAACGGCACACUUCACAUUGAAGACUCAGCUGUGCCAGGCGCUCAGGAAGCUCUUAAAAGGCUGCGUAGUGCUCCGGUUACCAUUCGAUUUGUGACGAACACAACGAAGGAGUGCAAGAGAGAGCUGCUGGAGAGGCUGGUGAAACUGGGCUUUGACAUUGCAGAAAAUGAGAUCUUCACAUCUCUGACUGCAGCCAGGAACCUUCUGGAACAAAAGCAAGUGCGGCCACUCCUCCUGGUGGAUGAUAAGGCCCUGCCUGAUUUCACAGGGAUAGCCACUAAUGACCCCAACGCGGUGGUGAUAGGACUGGCUCCAGAGCACUUUCAUUAUGAGAUGAUGAACAAAGCAUUUCGACUGAUUUUGGAUGGGGCUCCUCUUAUAGCUAUACAUAAAGCCAGGUAUUUCAAGAAAAAAGAUGGCUUGGCUCUGGGACCUGGACCUUUUGUAACUGGGCUGGAAUACGCGACAGACACCAAAGCAACUGUGGUGGGGAAGCCAGAGAAAACCUUCUUCCUGGAAGCUCUGCGGGGAACUGACUGCAUGCCAGAGGAUGCUGUCAUGAUCGGUGAUGACUGCAGGGAUGAUGUUGGAGGUGCUCAGAAGGCGGGUAUGCGUGGGAUUUUGGUACGGACUGGUAAAUAUCGACCAGCAGAUGAAGACAAAAUCAAUCCAGCUCCUUACUUAACCUGUGAGAAUUUCCCAGAGGCAGUGGAACAUAUCCUGGAGCGCCUGCUAUGAGAAUUGGGGGGGUGUGCUAUGAGGAAGGGAAUAGUUAGUUUGAAGAAACAUCUGUUUCACAUAAUUUCCUUUACUCUUGCUUCAUAAAAUUGUCACAGGAUCAAUGCAUGCCUUUCAUCAGAAAACUAGCUGUGAGCUCCUUCCACUCUCAUUGUGAAAGGGCAGAUGAUCCACAAAGCCCUUUUCCUGUAGUAGUUUCAGGAGGAUGUGAUAAGGGACUGUGGACGCUCGCAGGUGAGACAGGCUGCAGCCUCCUGAAUGACAUGGGGAGCACUACAGAGAGGUCUGUUUAUUUUCAGUUUUCAAGAAAUAACUGAUGAAAAGCCCUGUCUGGAAAGUGUCAUGGUUCUGCUGCUGAAUGAGCUAAACUGAACUCCCCCCUCACUGGAAGUACUCAUGUAAAUAAACCUCAGAGACUAACAGAGCCUCAGUCAGCCUGUAGUGAUUUCACUGAGGAUGUCCCUGCUCUGCUCUAAUUUAAAGGUGGAGAUUAUGCAUGUUUAGAAGUGACUUGAAAAUGUCACCAUUGUUUAAUAAUAAUUACUGUUGGUAUCUUUCUUCUCAUUAAGAACAGAUCCUGGGUUUUUUGUUUUGGAAAUUUGACAUAAAAACUGUCAGCAUUUUACAGAUGUUUUAAUUAGGUGCUGUUAUUAAAAAGAAUGAUACUGAAACAAAGCCCUGGUAUUAAAUGCCUUUGAGACUGUGUCUUUUAAAAUUAGACUUCAGCAGGGUCCUAUCGAUCCUACAGUUGCAAAAUGUCACUGUUAUUGGAGGGUUUUGUUUCUUUUUAACAUUAUGGUAAAAAUCCCUCACAAGCCAUGGGGACAGAUUCCAGUUUUUACACAGUUGGUUAGCAGUAAAAUGAAAUUUAAUUCUGCAGUAUGCAGUGCUUCUCCUGUGCACCAAAUCCCCCAGUACGAACCAAGUUUGUAAUGAUGGUAAAUAGCUUUUCUGGUCCAUUUGAAAACCACAAUAAUCCAAGUCCUUUACAGUUGUUUUACAGUGCUCCCGAGUGUUAAAUUAUCAGAUUAGUAAUUAUACAUUACUGGAUUAUUAACCUUACUGAAAAAUACAGUUUUGUGUUAAUGAGCCAUGCUUGUUCUUGUUAAGAAAAAUCAUCGUGAUGGAUGAAUUUCCUUACGUGACAGAGUGUGUGGCUGCAGUUGCACGUGGUGGAUGGUUGCCUAUGCUCACAUUUAAUCUCCCUCAGAGACAGGACACAUGAAUGGAGUACACUUUGCAGUGGAAACACAAGAACUGAUAAACCUUCCCACCUAAAAACAUAA